This is a messenger RNA of Blumeria graminis f. sp. triticale, 4446 nucleotides long. NCBI's taxonomy places the organism in Eukaryota, Fungi, Ascomycota, Leotiomycetes, Helotiales, Erysiphaceae. The record is from the annotation of a GenBank genome assembly.
AUGGAGCAGUUUCAAGAGCAAAGUUCUUGGUUCCAACCAACUGAACAGGCCUUCCUCAGCAUCAUGAAAGUUAUUCCUUCAAUUCUACUAUGGGCCAUUACCUUCACAACCAUAACUAUGCCGACUUUUAUGUUUACCCUCUUUUCCACAAGUCUAACAUUCACUAUGAACGCAACCACUCUAAUGCUUAUAUUUCUUGCUAUCAUCUCUAUUGCCAGUUGGUUUGUUCGCUAUAGAUUUAUGAACAUGUACUCGCGACUCCCUCACGAACCACAAAGGUCAGAGCCCGUCAUAGGAUUGUAUCCUGACAUCCAAGAGGACGGCUCCAAAACAGGCUACUCUAACUACUUGGAUGAAUUUCUUAGCGCCAUCAAAAUAUUUGGCUACCUUGAGCGCCCCGUUUUUCAUGAACUCACGAGGUCCAUGCAAACAAGGAAGCUUUUUGCUGGAGAAACCUUAAACUUGGAAGAAGAGAAAGGAUUCUGUCUUGUUGUGGAUGGGCUAGUCAAAAUAUUUGUCAAGUCAUCUAGAGAGGAAUGUGAUGUUAGCUCAGGCUCCGAUGACUCUGACAAUGGGGAAACCCAUCAAGGAAACGCACAAGGAUACCAAUUGUUAACAGAAGUUAAAAACGGUGCCCCCAUGUCAUCCUUAUUCUCAAUCUUAUCACUCUUCACGGAAGAUGUUGAGUUAAAGUAUGAUGACGAGAAUAACACCGAAACCAGCCCAAAAAAUUAUUUACCCAAAAGUUUCCGAUCACCUACGUUUGCGCAUCCCAACUAUGAUGUCCCUUCAUUGGUAUCAACUAGUUCAAAUAUUCCUGGUCCUGAACAGAUGGAAGAGUCUGGGACGCGUAAGCGCAGAUCCUAUACAGUUGCAAGCUCGAUUCCUGAUGAUAAUAUCCCUCGAAUGACCUCUCUAUCUUUAGAUUUGACUAGUGAAGAAACAAAGUCAAAUCCGAAACCUAGAAGAGCUCAAACCAACUCUGCCCACCCUGAUAUAUUAGCUCAGGCGACGGUCGACACUACCAUUGCCAUAAUACCGGCAGCAGCAUUUUGUAGGCUGACUAGAGUGUACCCCAAAGCCACUGCACAUAUUGUUCAAGUUAUUCUGACAAGGUUACAAAGAGUAACACUUGCUACCGGUCAUUCGUAUCUAGGAUUAAAAAGUGAGGUGCUGCGUACAGAAAAGCAUAUGAGUAAAUAUACCAAUUCUGAAUUACCAAAUUUCCUGCGCGGUGUCGCGUUGGAUAGGCUAAGAGAGAAGUUCUUGCGAGAAAGUGAAAGAAUUGGUUCUGAAGAAGGCAGCAAGGGUAUUGCAUUACACAAUUCAAGACGAAGAUGUUCUAAUACAUAUCAACAAAAGGAUCCAAAUCCACAAGUUCCAUCAAGAAAUAGAAGUCCAAAUUCACAUACUUCCACUCCAAGCCUUUUUUCUGGCCGGGAAGGCGUUGUUAAUCCCAGUCCCGGGGAUUUACUUACGAACAUUCAAAUGGCUCGGAAUGCAGGUAGAGACCGCACUUCUAAUCUUAAUCAAGAAGCGCUACAUGGGGUCCAUAGCCGACCAGAAGUUUGGCAGCAUGAUAUCCAAAGCCCUCUAUCAGUGAAGUCGUUUCAUCCAUUUUGUAAGACCAGACAUCCUAGGAUAGAUCUGAAUAGACAAGACUCAAUAGACGAAGAUAGAAUACUUAGAGGCUCCAUAUUAGGAUGUAUUUUCAAAGCAAUUGGUCUAACCAACACUCACAAAGCUUUAAGGAUGACUGACUCCCUAGAAGAUUCUCCCAAAUUAGGGACGUGUGACCAAAAGCGACAAAAAGAUGGCUUUAGUAACAAUGCAUUUGGAAUCAUAGAUCCUUAUGAAGAAUCUAUUGAUGGAUACUCGGAACCUUCAUCCAGUGUGAACCCUGGAGAAGCUCAUGGCACGCAAGGACUGGCAAGUGAACUGAGAGACGAAAUAGAAAUUGUAUUUUUUCCCAAGGGAUCGGUACUCAUCGAACAAGGGGAAAGAAACUCAGGUAUUUAUUAUGUCAUAGAUGGAUUUCUAGAUGUCUCUGUUCCCAGUGACGAAAACUCUGAUCUCUCGGAAUCAGGCACAGCAAAUUUUGCAAAAGAUACUAAAAACUCUGUGAAUGAGACACUAGUCCAACUACCUCGUCCAAGAUUUAGUAUGUGGCGUGCACCUUCAAACGCUGGUGAGACAAAAAAAAGGAAAUCUUCCGUACACAAAAAGAUUGCUUUAAUAAGGCCUGGUGGGAUUGCCGGGUAUAUUGGUACCAUCUCAUCCUAUCGAUCUUUGAUUGAUGUUAUCGCUAAAACUGACGUUUACGUGGGCUUUCUACCCCAUUCAUCGUUGGAAGUGAUUGUUGAAAAGUAUCCAGUAGUUCUUCUCACCUUGGCAAAACGCCUAACUAGUCUCCUGCCACGACUUAUACUCCAUAUUGAUUUUGCUCUAGAAUGGGUACAGGUAAGCGCUGGUCAAGUCUUAUACCACCAAGAUGACGACAGUGAUGCAAUCUACAUUGUACUCAACGGCCGUCUUCGAUUAAUGAUGAAGAAUCGGGAUGGAAUGGAAAUUUUAGGAGAGUACGGGCAAGGAGAUAGUGUAGGCGAGCUCGAGGUAAUGACAGGAACUGCUCGACCAGCUACUUUACAUGCGAUCCGUGACACAGAGCUUGCCAAGUUCCCAAAGACACUAUUUGAUAGCUUAGCGCGAGAACAUCCAGGAAUUACCAUUAAAAUAUCAAAAAUUAUAGCCUCCCGAAUGCGGCACCUGGUUGAAGAUCCUGUCUUUAUUCAAAGUCGGAAAGAAAUAAAAAGCAUCGCAACAACCAAGGUUCCUUCAACGUUAAAUCUUCGGACUGUUGCCAUCUUACCAGUCACUGCAGGUGUACCCGUUGUGGAAUUCGCGAGCCGCCUAGCAAAUGCCCUGACUCAAAUUGGAGCGGCAAAUGGGGUGACAUCACUUAACCAAGCUGCAAUUCUAAACCACCUUGGAAGACAUGCCUUCAGCAGAAUGGGAAAACUAAAGCUCUCACAAUAUCUAGCUGAUCUAGAGGAUAAGUUUGGGCUCGUGCUUUACGUCGCAGACACAAACGUGAACUCUCCAUGGACACAGACGUGUAUUAGUCAGGCAGAUUGUAUACUCCUUGUAGGGCUGGCAGAAAGUUUUCCUGCGAUUGGUGAGUACGAACGUCUCUUAUUAGGUAUGAAAACUACUGCUAGAAAAGAACUUGUCUUGCUACACGCGGAUAGAUUUUUCUCUCCAGGUGUUACAAGAGCUUGGUUGCGCAAUCGCGCUUGGAUAAAUGGAGGUCACCAUCAUGUUCAAAUGGUUUUUCGCACCAGCUCUGUAUCCGCUCAUCCUGAAGUCAAAAAUUUCGGCUCGGUCUUGAAACAAGGUGUGCAGGUACUACAAGCCGAAAUACAAAAAUAUACGUCCCGUAAGGUCAGGCAAACUCCUUUUUACUCUGCAGAGACACCAUUCAAAGGAGAUUUUCAUAGAAUUGCCAGAAGAUUGUGCGGUAAAUCUGUUGGCCUUGUUCUUGGCGGUGGUGGAGCUCGUGGAAUAUCUCAGGUUGGAAUUAUACGAGCUCUAGAAGAAGCUGGUAUUCCUAUUGAUAUUGUUGGGGGUACUUCAAUCGGGUCAUUUAUCGGAGCAUUAUAUGCCCGUGAUGCAGACGUCGUUCCAAUGUAUGGUCGAGUCAAAAAGUUUGCAGGGCGCAUGACCAGUAUGUGGCGUUUUGCUCUGGAUCUCACUUAUCCUUCAGCAUCAUAUACAACUGGCCACGAGUUUAACCGUGGUAUAUUUAAGACAUUCGGUGAUACACAAAUUGAAGAUUUUUGGCUUGAGUUUUAUUGCAAUACGACUAAUAUUAGCAAAAGCCGGUCAGAAAUUCAUACUAGUGGCUAUGCUUGGAGAUAUGUCAGGGCAUCCAUGUCACUAGCUGGGCUACUACCGCCUCUCUGUGACGAAGGUAGCAUGCUUCUUGAUGGGGGCUACGUCGAUAACCUGACUGUUUCUCAUAUGAAAUCACUUGGGGCUGAUGUAAUCUUUGCUAUUGAUGUUGGUAGUUUGGAUGAUAAUACGCCGCAAAACUUUGGCGAUACGCUAUCUGGAUUUUGGGCGUUUGCAAAUCGAUGGAAUCCAUUUUCAUCGUUUCCCAAUCCUCCAACACUUGCUGAAAUACAAGCUCGUCUAGCCUAUGUUUCAAGUGUUGACGCUCUUGAAAGGGCAAAAAAUAUGCCUGGAUGCCACUACAUGAGGCCUCCUAUUGACCCCUAUGGAACACUAGACUUUGGAAAAUUUGAUGAAAUAUACCGAGUAGGCUACGAUUACGGCAAGAAUUACCUGGCUACAAUGAAAAAAGAAGGACUGUUGCCUUUGGUAGAUGAAACCGAGGAGAAGAAGGCUUUACGACGCACACUUGCUCCUCGUAGGGCAAGCAUAUAG